This is a messenger RNA of Prosopis cineraria, 897 nucleotides long. Its product is annotated as protein BREAKING OF ASYMMETRY IN THE STOMATAL LINEAGE. The transcript has 5 exons. NCBI's taxonomy places the organism in Eukaryota, Viridiplantae, Streptophyta, Magnoliopsida, Fabales, Fabaceae. The coding region runs from base 34 to 810 and encodes 258 amino acids. The record is from RefSeq and is a predicted model, not a curated record. Gene Ontology annotation, biological process: regulation of asymmetric cell division.
GCAAAGCAGGUAACUGCAGAUCAGUCCACAAACAUGUGCACCACAUGGACGAUGGCGAGAUUUGUCAGAUGGAGAGUUAGGGAUUGGGCUUCAUGUUUCCUGCCUUUAGAUGGUGAACCAGCUUCGUCACCUCCAAUGGCAGUCGACAAGAGAAACGACAAUCGAGUCAGUCGUGGAAAUGACAAGAAACUGUCACAACCGAGCAAAAAAUACAACAAAAAGAGAGAGACAAAGAAUCGAAGUGAAAAGGAUAAAACCGAGGCUUCACCAGGACACACGGUGGAUGAUUCAAGCUGGUCACCCUCCGCAGAUGAAGACUAUAUUGUGUUCUGCUUCAGAGAUGAUGGAGCAUUUGAUGUUAUAAAAGAUGGCAAGUGCGUCAAGUCUGAACUUCCAAGUGGUGUCGAUGGGAGUUCCAGAAAUUCAAGGCCUGUGAAUCGCAAGCUCAAGUAUGGUGAGGAUGCAGAACAAGUGAGUAAACAGAGCACGCACGACCAUACACCAUAUGCAAAUCAAAAUCCUACGAGCCCUUAUAAGCAGGACGAAGAAAGAGACAUCAUAUGCAAGAGCGGACAGCAAAAGAGGGACAACAUCAAAAGGGCAUGUCAAGUUGAGAAGGUUGAGGAUCGAACAGCGUUAUCCUCUGAAUCAAGGGACUCUAAUCAAUCUGAAGGAAGUACAGGUUCCUUUGCAUUCCCAGUGUUGGGUUGGGAAUGGAUGGGCAGCCCAGUGCAACUUCCAAGGUCAGAGAGUAUGCGCUUAAGCAAGCAGAAGGUCCGGUUUCUGCGUUUUCAGUGUUGUAGAUUCUGAUAGUUUCUUCUUGCUUUUUUUUUUUUAAUGGAAAUUAGAUUUUGAUAGUUGCUCAUUCUUUUCCUUGACUUAUUAUUUGUACCAUUU